CCCCACAAGAGUGUGUUGGAGUGUUCAGUUGGACAGUUCACCAAUCUGAGUCAGUUUAGUUCUGUAGGUGGUGACUUCAAGACAAGAUGGUGAGACCAUUUCUUUUAGCAGAGCUUUUCAUAACCGUCUCUCUGUCGUUUUGGUCUGGUUGUUACUGCACCAGCGAUGGAAGUAGACCGUACUUCUCUCCCUCUGGAGGAAGGUUAAAAGAGCUCGAUGGCAAAACGCAAGAUUGGAAAGUUUCUGAAGGAGUCAGACCUAGCCGCACAAAUUCAGUGUCUCAAGUUCUUCCAGAGUUGUGGACGGACGUCGUCGGGACAGAAGCGGAAACAGAAGUGUGCGAGAUGGAGGACGCCGUCAGCACCGUCUGUGGAGAGUUAUCAAGGAGGCGGGAUUUCUCUGGGCAGGAUUUUGGCUCACUGUUGAACCGGACCAUCAGUCUACUUGAAGCAGAGGAGAACAAGUUCGUAAAAGCCAUGGAGAAACUGUCUGUCAUCGAGGCAGUUGUUAAUGAGACUCUCACCAGGGCCCUUCAGCAAUGGAAGAACAUCAAACUUGGUAUGUAAAAUGUUGGUCAUUCGAACUCGACUUCAAAUUUAUUAAUACGUACAUAAAUAACGCCCCCCCCC
Molecule: messenger RNA, 629 nt
Organism: Macrobrachium nipponense
Lineage: Eukaryota; Metazoa; Arthropoda; Malacostraca; Decapoda; Palaemonidae
Exons: 3
Coding region: 87-566 (159 amino acids)
Source: RefSeq, a predicted model, not a curated record